AUGUUGUUUUACUCAUCCUACAUGCUCACAGCACUAGCUGCUUUGCUAGUGACUUGCCAUGCACUGCAGAAACUUCCAGGAACUCCCAGGCUACCUAGUGUCCCUGGACUGCCUGGAAGAGAUGGUCUGAAAGGGCAGUCACGUCUACCAGGUCUACUUGAGUCUCUGGACGCUCAACUUGUUUUAUUGAAUUUGAAACACCGACUUUCCCGACUUGAAGGAGUACUUGCUUUGAAUGGGAAAAUAAAAGAAGUAGGAGAGAAAAUAUUUGCCAGCAAUGGGAAGGAAGUUGAUUUUGCAUCUGCACUGGAAUCCUGUGAAGAGGCCGGAGGGACUCUUGCAGCUCCCACAAACGAGGAGGAGAAUAAAGCUAUUUUGAGUAUUGUGAAACAGUAUAACCGAUACGCUUAUUUGGGCAUUAAAGAGGGUGAGACUUCAGAUCGGUUUGAGUAUAUAAAUGGCAAACCUCUGAAUUAUACUAACUGGCACCAAUACGAGCCUAAUGGCAAAGGAACAGAAAAAUGUGUAGAAAUAUACACUGAUGGAAGAUGGAAUGACAAAAAAUGCAAUCAGUAUCGCCUCACGAUCUGUGAAUUUUAA
Antrostomus carolinensis (chuck-will's-widow) is the source of this 600-nucleotide messenger RNA. Its product is annotated as pulmonary surfactant-associated protein A. Bases 1 to 600 code for a protein of 199 amino acids. The transcript has 3 exons. The record is from RefSeq and is a predicted model, not a curated record. Gene Ontology annotation, molecular function: growth factor activity. Gene Ontology annotation, biological process: ossification. NCBI's taxonomy places the organism in Eukaryota, Metazoa, Chordata, Aves, Caprimulgiformes, Caprimulgidae.